UUUUUUUUGAAGAAAGAAAAAUAAUUUAAUUAAUUGGGAUUGAUACGGAGUAUAGAUUUUAAUUAAAAAAUAUUAUAAUGCAUAUAAAACGUUUAUUGAGUGUACGAACAGUUUUUCAACAAGUUUAUCAUAGAAAGCAUAGUUCUAAUAAAAAUUAUAUACAUAGAGAAAGAGAAAAAAACAAGAUACAUAAAAAUGUAUUAAACCUCAAAGAAAGGGGUAUGUACGAGGAUAUUUUUCCCAAUAAUUGUACCAAAGAAAUAACAGAUCUGUUAAUUAAAUCAUCGCAAUGUGUUUACGCUGGAUUCGACCCAACAGCCAGCAGUUUACAUAUAGGAAAUUUGUUAAUAUUAAUGAAUCUUUUACAUUGGCAACGAGCCGGACAUCAAGUCAUAGCUGUAUUAGGUGGAGCAACUGGAUUAAUAGGUGAUCCUAGUCACAGAAAAUCUGAAAGAAUCGAAAUGGAAGAAGUUCUUUUAAAAAGCAAUUUGGAAUCUAUUAAAGAAGAUAUAGAAAAUAUAUUUAGUAAUCACAAACAGUAUUUUUGGCACGGUAAUACGAAUUCAUUAAAGCCAUUAAUGGUUUUAAAUAAUCUUGAUUGGUAUAAAAAUGUUAAUGUUAUUCAGUUUGUAAGAAAAGUUGGAAAGUACUUUAGGUUAGGUACAAUGUUAGGACGAACGUCCGUUCAGUCACGUUUAAAUUCGGAAACAGGAAUGAGUUUUACAGAGUUUACGUAUCAAGUUUUUCAAGCGUACGAUUGGUUUCAUUUAGCAAAUAAAUAUAAGUGUCUAUUUCAAAUUGGUGGAAGCGAUCAAAUGGGUAAUAUUAUGUCCGGAUACGAUUUGAUUACAAAAGCCACAAACGAGACAGUUUAUGGUUUAACAUUGCCGCUUAUAACGGCAGAAGGUGGUAAAAAAUUUGGAAAAUCUACCGGCAACGCGGUUUGGUUAUCUCCUUCGAAGUCUUCCAGUUUCCAACUUUAUCAGUUCUUCGUUAGAACCAAAGACGACGAUGUUGAAAAUCUGUUAAAACUCUUUACCUUCCUACCCCUUUCUCAAAUAAACGACAUUGUAAAAGAGCACUUGAAACAACCAGAGGAUAGAAUAGCCCAAAAAAUUUUAGCAGAGGAAGUUACUCUUCUUGUUCACGGAGAACUUGGCUUAAAGGCAGCUAAAGAAGCUUCAAUGGUGUUAUAUAAUAAAUCGAUCGAUACUUUAGUUAAAAUGAAUGCUGAUGAGAUAGCCGAUGUGUUUGAAGGAGCAACCGUUGUUGAUAUAUUAGGGGAACAAGGCUUGACGGUAUACGAAUUAGUAACAAAAGUUAAAUGCUUCAAAAGCGAUCACGAUGCGCGUAGAAUUAUAUCAGCGGGUGGGUUUUAUAUAAAUUAUGCGAAAGUUACGAAUUUGGACGAAGUUCUAGUUCCUGGUAUUCAUGUAUUAUCGAAUAAUGUGACCCUUUUGAGGGUUGGUAAAAAAUCUUAUCACAUAGUACGAUGGAUCAACGGAACAAUAUAAUUGAUUCUUAAAUUUGUAUAGCUUCUUUUUUUUCUUUAAAUAAGGAUAUAUAUUGAAUCUUCAAUAAA
This is a messenger RNA of Vespula pensylvanica (western yellowjacket), 1582 nucleotides long. It is a transcript of the gene TyrRS-m, whose product is annotated as tyrosine--tRNA ligase, mitochondrial. Gene Ontology annotation, molecular function: ATP binding; tyrosine-tRNA ligase activity; RNA binding. The record is from RefSeq and is a predicted model, not a curated record. The transcript is spliced from 3 exons. Lineage: Eukaryota; Metazoa; Arthropoda; Insecta; Hymenoptera; Vespidae. Gene Ontology annotation, biological process: tyrosyl-tRNA aminoacylation. The coding region runs from base 78 to 1514 and encodes 478 amino acids. Gene Ontology annotation, cellular component: mitochondrion; cytosol.